AUGAAUAUCUUUGGCCUAGCACCCGUCGUCAAGUACGGGACAGAAGAGCAGAAGCGACGAUUCCUCCCGCCGCUGAUAGAAGGUAAAGACACUGCAUGCUUCGCCGUCACCGAGCCCAACACCGGCCUCGACACGCUCAAGCUCCAAAGCACGGCGACACGCUCCCCAACUGACCCAUCCACCUACCUUCUCAACGGCAGCAAGACUUGGACUUCGACCGCACAACAUGCCAACAAGAUCCUCAUACUCGUCCGCACAACCCCCUUAAACAUCGUCACCACCAAGCCCUCCCAGGGCCUCUCCCUCUUCUACACGCCCCUCGACCGCACCGCCGUGUCCGUCGCCGAGAUCGCCAAAAUGGGCCGCGCCGCCGUCGACACCAACACACUGCAUUUCUCCGACUGGCGCGUGCCAGCCAGCGACCUCAUCGGCUCCGAGGGCGCUGGCUUCGCGGCCAUCCUGCACGGCAUGAACGCUGAGCGCAUCCUGCUCGCCGGCGAGGCUGUCGGCCUAGGCUUCGCCGCCCUGCGGCGUGCGGCGCGGUACGCGCGCGAGCGCGUCGUCUUCGGCACCCCGAUAGGGGCCAACCAGGGCGUUCAGCACCCACUCGCGGCCAGCUGGUGUGAGCUCGAGGCUGCGCGGUUGAUGGUGAACCGGGCGGCGCAGAUGUACGACGAGGGGUGCGCCACGGGCGAGUAUGCGAACGCGGUGAAGUACUUGGCUGGCGAGGCGGCAUUCAGGGCGUGUGAGAGGGCGGUGAUGGCCCAUGGCGGGAUGGGAUACGCCCGUGAAUUCCAUGUCGAGAGGUGUCUUACAGCAGGGGCGAAAUACUGA
Messenger RNA from Lasiodiplodia theobromae, 834 nucleotides. RefSeq names its product Isovaleryl-CoA dehydrogenase. The record is from RefSeq and is a predicted model, not a curated record. Lineage: Eukaryota; Fungi; Ascomycota; Dothideomycetes; Botryosphaeriales; Botryosphaeriaceae. Bases 1 to 834 code for a protein of 277 amino acids. The transcript is spliced from 4 exons. Gene Ontology annotation, molecular function: acyl-CoA dehydrogenase activity; flavin adenine dinucleotide binding.